Lampris incognitus (smalleye Pacific opah) is the source of this 3537-nucleotide messenger RNA. RefSeq names its product glutamate receptor, metabotropic 1b (gene grm1b). Gene Ontology annotation, cellular component: postsynaptic density membrane. Gene Ontology annotation, molecular function: adenylate cyclase inhibiting G protein-coupled glutamate receptor activity; G protein-coupled receptor activity involved in regulation of postsynaptic membrane potential. Bases 1 to 3537 code for a protein of 1178 amino acids. Gene Ontology annotation, biological process: G protein-coupled glutamate receptor signaling pathway; regulation of synaptic transmission, glutamatergic. The record is from RefSeq and is a predicted model, not a curated record. Lineage: Eukaryota; Metazoa; Chordata; Actinopteri; Lampriformes; Lampridae. The transcript has 8 exons.
AUGUGGACUAUGAUUCGCCUGACUGCGAUAAGCGCCCUGUAUUUCUCCGUCUCACUGUUCGAGGCCUUCGUGUCGUCCCAUGGCAAAUACGAGAGGUCGCUGGUGCCCCGGGCCGCCUCCCGCCUGGUGGCCCGCAUGGACGGCGACAUCAUCAUCGGGGCCCUCUUCUCCGUCCACCACCAGCCCUCCACGGAGAAGGUGGCGGAGAGGAAGUGCGGCGAGAUCCGGGAGCAGUACGGCAUCCAGCGGGUGGAGGCCAUGUUCCACACCCUGGACCGCAUCAACGCCGACCCCAACCUGCUGCCCAACAUCACGCUGGGCUGCGAGAUCCGGGACUCGUGCUGGCACUCGUCGGUGGCGCUGGAGCAGAGCAUCGAGUUCAUAAGGGACUCUCUGAUCUCCAUCCGGGAGGACCGCGACGGGUCCAGGUGGUGCAUCGAGGGAGUGCCGUCCAGCCAGCCGCCACCCUCCAAGAAGCCCAUCGUGGGGGUCAUCGGGCCGGGUUCCAGCUCGGUGGCGAUUCAGGUCCAGAACCUUCUGCAGCUCUUCAACAUCCCGCAGAUCGCCUACUCCGCGACCAGCAUUGACCUCAGUGACAAGACGCUGUUCAAGUACUUCCUGCGGGUCGUGCCCUCCGACACCCUUCAGGCCCGGGCCCUGCUGGACAUUGUCAAACGCUACAACUGGACCUACGUGUCGGCCGUGCACACCGAAGGUAACUACGGGGAAAGCGGGAUGGAGGCCUUCAAGGAGCUGGCCUCUCAGGAGGGCCUGUGCAUCGCCCACUCUGACAAAAUCUACAGCAACGCUGGAGAGAAGCACUUCGACAGGCUGCUGAGGAAACUACGAGAGCGGCUGCCCAAGGCCCGCGUGGUGGUCUGCUUCUGCGAGGGCAUGACGGUCCGCGGCCUGCUGAUGGCCAUGAGACGCCUGGGUGUGGCCGGAGAGUUCCUCCUGAUUGGCAGUGACGGCUGGGCAGACAGAGACGAGGUGGUGGAGGGGUACGAGCAGGAGGCGGUGGGCGGCAUCACGGUCAAGCUGCAGUCAGAGGACGUCACCUCCUUCGACAACUACUUCCUGAAACUCCGUCUCAGCACCAACACCCGCAACCCCUGGUUCCCUGAGUUCUGGCAGUACCGCUUCCAGUGCCGGCUCGCUGGACACCCGCAGGAGAACACCAACUACGCCCGGAACUGCUCAGGUUAUGAAAGCCUGGAGGACAACUAUGUUCAAGAUAGCAAGAUGGGAUUUGUCAUCAAUGCCAUCUAUGCAAUGGCCCACGGGCUGCACGACAUGCACAGUCACCUUUGCCCCGGACACGUGGGGCUCUGUGAUGCAAUGGACCCGGUGGAUGGGAGUCACCUUUUAGACUUUCUGCUGAAGACGUCCUUCACAGGCGUGUCUGGAGAGGACAUCUGGUUUGACGAAAAUGGAGACUCGCCCGCGCGGUAUGAGAUCAUGAACCUGAAGUAUAUUGAGCCAGGGGUCUUUGACUACAUCAACAUCGGCUCAUGGCACGAGGGCGUCCUUAGCAUCGAUGACGACCUGAUACAGAUGAACCUCAGUGAGAUGGUGCGCUCUGUCUGCAGUGAGCCCUGCUCCAAGGGCGAGAUCAAGGUGAUCAGGAAGGGGGAAGUGAGCUGCUGCUGGAUCUGUACAGCCUGUAAGGACAACGAGGUCGUCCAAGAUGAGUUCACCUGCAAGGCCUGCGAGCUGGGCUGGUGGCCGGACGUUGAGCUGGAAGGCUGUGAGCCCAUCCCUCUUCGGUAUCUGGAAUGGAGCAAUCCAGAAUCCAUCGUCCAGGUGGUCUUCUCCUGCCUGGGAAUCCUGGUGACGUCGUUUGUCACCUUCAUCUUUGUCUUGUACCGCGACACACCUGUGGUCAAGUCCUCCAGCCGGGAGCUCUGCUACAUCAUCCUGGCCGGCAUCUUCCUCGGGUACCUCUGCCCUUUCACCCUCAUCGCCCGCCCCACUGUUGCCUCCUGCUACCUCCAGCGGCUCCUGGUUGGACUCUCCGCCGCCAUGUGCUACUCCGCCCUGGUUACCAAGACCAACCGCAUCGCCCGCAUCCUAGCAGGCAGCAAGAAGAAGAUCUGCACCAGGAAGCCGAGGUUCAUGAGCGCCUGGGCCCAAGUGGUCAUCGCCUUCAUCCUGAUCAGCGUCCAGCUGACCCUGGAGGUGACCCUCAUCAUCAUGGAGCCUCCUGAGCCCAUCAAAUCCUACCCCAGCAUCAGGGAAGUCUUCCUGAUAUGCAACACUAGUAACGUGGGCAUGGUGGCUCCUUUGGGCUACAACGGCCUCCUCAUCAUGAGCUGCACAUACUACGCCUUUAAGACGCGCAACGUGCCCGCUAACUUCAACGAGGCCAAGUACAUCGCCUUCACCAUGUACACCACCUGCAUCAUCUGGCUGGCCUUUGUCCCCAUCUACUUCGGCAGCAACUACAAGAUCAUCACCACCUCCUUCUCCGUGAGCCUCAGCGUGACAGUGGCCCUGGGCUGCAUGUUCACACCCAAGAUGUACAUCAUCAUCGCCAAGCCCGAGAGGAACGUACGCAGCGCGUUCACCACCUCGGACGUGGUGCGCAUGCAUGUGGGCGACGGCAAGAUGGCUUACCGGAGCAAUAGCCUGCUCAACAUGUUCAAGAGGAAGAAGACCACGGGAAAUGGAAGUUCUAAUGGAAAGUCUGUAUCAUGGUCUGAACCAGGUGGUGCAAGACAUCCUCCAAAAGGGGAUCACAUGUGGCACAGACUGUCAGUGCACGUCAAGAGACAGGAGGCAGGCUCCAAUCAGAUGGCUGUCAUCAAACCCUUAACUAACACCUACCAUAGCACUGCCCUGGAGUUCUCCGACCUCAGCACCAAGACUUUGUACAAUGUGGCUGAGGAGGACGAGAGCGACAUCAGCAGAUACAACCCUCCUGUCACGUCCCCCAUGAUGGCCCAUGGGCAGAUGCCCGCGGCCGGGCCGGUGAAAGAAGCGGGUGUGGUGGCCGAGCUAUAUGCCCCCGAGUCCCCACAGCCAAACAGUAUUAUCCCCCAACAUCUCACCAUGGACAGUCUGCGGGAGGAGGAAUUUGAUGUGGGCAAAUUUAGCGCCACCCUCCCUGGCAUGGAUGAUCUGGUUAUCAUACCGGAGGCUAGUGGCGCCGUCCUACCUGUGUACCACCAGGUGCACCCCGUUCAGCCACAUCCGGUCCUUCCCCUUCAGCUUCACCCUUUCAAUGAGGAGUCCCGCUCCCCUUUGGGAGAGGAGGAGGAAGAGGAGAUAGAAAAUGAGCAGUUCGGCCUCCUUCAUGGGUACAUGUACGACAAUGCCCAGAUUCAUGAGGAGGACGAGCUGAUCCAGGUCAAACUGGCCAUGGAUGAGCCGCUGGCUCUGAUGCCCCCCCCUUCCCCAUUCCGUGAUUGCUUGGGCCCGCCGGUGAGCCCCUUCCCAAACUCACCCAUGUCCGAGUCCAUUCUGUGCACACCUCCAAGCGUUACAUAUGCCUCUGUCAUCCUCAGAGACUACAAGCAAAGCUCCUCAACGCUGUGA